AAAAUCCUUGCAGGAAGAGAGCCACAUCGGCGUUGAUUAGGCCGCCUGUGGUAUCGCAUUCGUCAGGCGGAAUCGUACCUUGCGUCAGAUCUGCUGUUUGCCGCGCGAGAUGCAUGGCUACACCGCACACAGAAACGACCUCUCGUCAGCAUCCUGCUGACGGCGACCACCAUCACCCGCACCCGCACGGCGAGACCCAUCCUCCUCCCACCACCACAGUGCCUAGCGAGCGCGAGGAGCACCCUUCUGUUGAUCUGGCGCAUCCAUCGAGUCGGCUUACCUCGCGGCUGGUGAGCGUGCCGGGCAGCUCCCCGUACGCAUACCCGUUUGCUUCGUCGGAUAGGGAGGGUCUAGAGGAGGGACAGCUGGAGCACACCAGGAGCGAGCGCACCGAGACAUUCGACGACGACACCAUGUCCAUCAAGUCGCAGCACAAACGCAUGAGAUCCGGUGGGGGGGGGACAGACGAAGAGAGGGAGAUGGGAGCGGAGGGGAGGGGAGGGGAAGGGUAGACAGACCACACACGAUUGACGUAUGCACACAUGCAUGCAUGCACAUGUUGUGGGUCGUUUCUGUGUCAUGUGUUGUGGUCGUGCAGAGUUAGGUGAUGUGCCCGAGUUGCACAACUGGGACGAGCGGCACUCGGCCCGGGAGCAGCGCCGCAUCGAGAACUACAUCAAGAUGAUCCAGGCUAGCGAGUCCAAGGCCGACCACCGGGGCGCCACGUCGCCCACCGGCCAGACGGAGAGCGGCUCGUCGGGCGCCGCCGUGGGUGGCAAGAAGGAGAGGGGGGUCAAGCGCAAGGACAUGGACAAGGACAAGGACAAGGACAAGGAUAGCAAGCCGGGCAAGAGGGGGGCAGGGGCGAAGGGGGAGGGCAAGGUGGCCGGUGGGGCCACCGAAGAGGGGGAGAAACAUGUGCGGGUGAGAGGGGAGGGGAGGAGAGGAGAGGAGUGGAGAGGAGAGGAGGGAAAGGCGUGUAUGUAUGCAUGUCUGCAAAUCUCUCUCUCUCUCUCUCUCUGUGUGUGUGUGUGUGUGUGCGUGCGUGCGUGUGUGUGUAUGUGGUCUGGUUUGGUCAGCGCCGUGGCCGUCCCCCCAAGGAGCGUGUAGUGGAUGAGACGACACCGCUCGCUGAGGCGCUCAGUAAGCCAUGCACCACACAAUGAACGGCAGGGCUGAUGCAUGCGGACAUGUAUGUAUGCUUUUAUCUGUGUGAUGUUUGCUGUUUCUCCUCUUGUGUGCCAGAGAGUGGUCGUCGUUCUGCCGUCAGCCCUCAGCAGGCCCAGGCCAAAGCCAAAGCAGCGGGAAAAGCCAAGCACAGGUAACCACACAACACAACACGCCAAAGCCGCGGACGCUCAUUCGUCUCUAUCCCUCCCUGUUUGUUGGUCAGUGAGCCGCGUAUCGCUCCCAGUGAUGCGAUGCCGCCCCAGCACCACCCGCCUGCCAUGGCUCCCCCGCUGCCCACCAACCCCUCAGCAGCACCAACAUCUGAGGAUGAGGACCGCCAGAGCUACGCCUUCUCGCCCUCCGCUGCAUCGCACCAUGCCCCUCUGCUGCACCCCCGCCCCAUUCCCAUCCCCGGCCAACACCCCGUGGUGACUCUGCCCCCCGCUGCCAAUGUCGUCACCAUGAUUGCCGACGUGGCCCCGCCGAACACCACUGAGGACAAGGAGAAGGAGCAGGCCAAAGCCAAGGGGGAGGGCGACGUGCCGAUGCAGCCGGUCGUGGUGGUGCCCUCCCAACCGUCGCCCUCCCCCCUGGCCAUGCGUGUCCUCGACCCCGCCAAGGAGGUCGACCGGCGCAUUCUGGCCCGGCGGGACAAGAAGGAGCGGCGCGCCAAGGAGAGGGCCGCCAAGGCGCAAGAGCUGCAACAGAAGAAACUUAUGCGGGAGGCGGCCAAGGCUAAGGCGGCGGAAGAAGAGCAGAGCAAGGGACAGCAGGGGGAGGGAGAGGGAGAGGGGGAGAAGCCAGAUGGGAAUACGGGCAAGGAGGAGGGAGAGAUAUGAUGGGAUGGCUGGCUGGCUGGCUGGCUGGUACCUAUCGUGAUGCAUUCAUUCUUUCGUUCAUGUGUGCGGCACCAUCCAUCCAUCCAUCCCCCAUCUGUGUGUAUUGCUAUUGUCACUUUGUUUGUCUAUGCAUACAUUGCUGGCACUGGGUGGUGGCAGUGGGUUGCUGAGUUUGAAUUGAAUCAGAUUCUGCCGAUUGAUGGUCGAUCGAUCGCUGCCCCUGAUGUAUCACACUGACUGCAGCGCAGUAGCGCAGAUCGACGACUGUAUUUAUUUGUAUACAUCGUAGCUGGCUGACGAUAUGUAUACAUAUGCAUUGUAUGUGUAUGUGUGUGUGUGCGUAUGUGUGUGUGUGUGCGGACACAUGCAUCACGUCCCGUCACACGAUUUAUAUCCAUCGAAUCAUUGAGUACACCAGGCGUCGAGCGGGUCUGAGGAAGACAAACAGACAAGCACAAAGCAGCGAACGAACCCACGAACGACACAGACAGACAUUUUCGUCCAACCAUUUCACCGGCGUGCGUUCCCGAGCACAGAGAGCAUUGCAUAUCCACCUGUUUGCUGCAUCUGCCCUCUGCGUGCUGCGUGUUGCGUGUCCGUGUUGCGUGUUAGGAUUUUCAUGUCAGGGCCUUCAUUCAUUCAUCUUAACUCCGUCCGCAUGUUCGUAGGCUCGGCGAG
This is a messenger RNA of Vitrella brassicaformis, 2687 nucleotides long. NCBI's taxonomy places the organism in Eukaryota, Vitrellaceae. The record is from the annotation of a GenBank genome assembly.